Messenger RNA from Aureobasidium uvarum, 2070 nucleotides. The record is from the annotation of a GenBank genome assembly. NCBI's taxonomy places the organism in Eukaryota, Fungi, Ascomycota, Dothideomycetes, Dothideales, Saccotheciaceae.
AUGAUGACCCACGACGAGCCCUUCAAGAUGCCGACGCCGCCCGACACGACAACACACAGGCACGACGUGAGCCACAGUCCUGGAGAAGAGUCGACAUCGCCGGGGNGCUGCAAGCGAGACGGCCCGCUAGACGACGAGGCCGAGAGGAGCAAGAAGCGGCGCAUCACUCGAGCCUGCGACUUGUGCAACAAACGACGAGUCAAGUGCGACGGACAGCAGCCAUGUUCGAGCUCCUUUGGCACCGACCAUGGCAUGCAAUCAUUCAUGCAUCGCCCGAGCCUGGGAGAACGCCACGCUUCGACCGUCACCUUGGACAGCAACACAAACAUGUGGAAUGGCCGAUAUUCGAUUGACCUGGGAACUGCUGCUUUCAAUGCAUCCAUGUCGGCCCCGGUUUUCGGUGCUGAAGACGGUGCCUCGGAGACAAACUCGGGAGGUGCUGGACAUCCCAAAUAUCCUGUCCUCGUGCCGCUCUUGCCAUAUGUCGCGUCCAUUUUGACCGAGGCUCAGGCUGCGAGUCUGCUCGAACUAUACUUCACCAGCCAAUUCAACACAUUCAUGCACCCCGUGUGUCGCCAUAUACAUGCCUUUGUUUUCCGAAAAGCUUCGGUAAUGAGCAAGGAGAAUCCUCGAAGUUGUAGUCCGGCGCUCCUCGCAAGUAUGCUAUGGGCAGCGGCCGAAACAGGAGGCCCGGAAACUCUGUCCUGGUCACACUCCAAACGCAUCAACAUUUGCAGGAAACUGCGACUGGUUACAAUUCGCUUGCUCCACCCCUUGGUUCACUCGGAUAUUGGCUGUGUCCACGAGUUGACCGACGGUCCCACCAGAAAACUACAAGAAUCAAGUUCGGGCACGCUCGACGAUGUCAUAACAUAUAUCCAUAUCGCUGCCAUCACAUCUGCUAGCGAGGAAAAAGCCAUGAGCAUGAGAUGGUGGCACGCAGCUUUCGCUCUUGCGCGAGAACUUGGUUUGAACAAGGAGCCCAUCUCCGGUUCAUCCAUUCCAGGUGUAUCACCAACAGCCAACAACCAGAGCAUGAUCGAAUUCGAGAGCGACCCCUGGCUGGGACUAAACUCGUUUGACUUCGACAAUGGUCUUGCACAAUACAUGGACGCUGCAGAUACCGCACAGCCCGAAGUGGAUCAAGAGACGCUGGAAGAGCGGAGAAGAACUUGGUGGUUGCUGUACAUUCAAGAUCGUCAUCUGGCUCUCUGCUACAAUCGACAAAAUGCCUUGCUGGAUGCUGAGUGCGAAGAUCUCCUAUUACCCCUGGACGAAGCAUCGUGGCAGUCUGGCACUUUCUCAUCACUCACGCAACGCCCACAAUUCCCUUCUUUCGAAUGCACUGGUCACAAUAUCUACGGCUGGUUCCUGCCGCUGAUGACAAUUGUCGGCACAAUACUCGAUUACAACCAUUUGAAGAAUCACCACACCCUUGGCAAGCUCUACACAGAUGGUCAGCGCGUGCAAUCUCAGGUCUUGCUGCAACUCGACAACUACGCGCAAAGUCUUGUUCGAUUCGAGCAACAAGCAUCGGCACUCGACUACCAGGAUAUCCAUCACACAAAAACCGUCGUCGCAUACGCCAAUCUCGUCAUUCAAGUUUCGCGGGUCCUACUAGCAGGAAAGUGGGACCCUAUGUCUUUGUUCGACGACCGAGAUCUCUUCAUGGCUACGCCUUCGUUCACCACAACCAUCGCAAAUGCCAUUGCAGCUGCCGACAACGUCUCGCAUAUUCUGGAUGUUGAUCCGGAUCUCGGUUUCGUACCCUACUUCCUCGGAAUUCAACUGUUGCAAGGCAGUCUCCCUCUUCUCUUGAUCGUAGAUCGACUGCAGACAGAAACGGAUCCGAAGAUAAUAAAUGCAUGCGAAGUCAUCAUUCGAGCGACCGAGGCUUGUGUAUCGACUCUGGACACGGAGUAUCAGCGCAAUUACCGCCAAAUCCUUCGCUCCGCAGUCACACAAGCACGAGGCCGUUACGUACCACAGAAAGAAACACAAUACCGACGACACACCGUACUCGCACUAUACCGCUGGACGAAGAACGGCACUGGUAUUGCGCUACGAUGA